Molecule: messenger RNA, 264 nt
Organism: Cordyceps fumosorosea ARSEF 2679
Lineage: Eukaryota; Fungi; Ascomycota; Sordariomycetes; Hypocreales; Cordycipitaceae
Product: Cyclin-like F-box
Exons: 1
Coding region: 1-264 (87 amino acids)
Source: RefSeq, a predicted model, not a curated record
AUGCUGGUGGACUCGUCCGAGGACGAGAGCAGUUCGGAUGGGAGCGAGGGGGGUCGGUUGGGGCCGGAGGAGGUGGAGGAGGAGGAGGAGGAUGCUAGCCCGGGGGCGAUGCUGCGCAGGCUGGCACGAGCAGAGGUGGACAAGCAGACGCUCAGGCAGACCCUUUUUCGCUACGCGCUGUACAAGAGCUAUUUCUACGACGGCGAGGGCGAGGCACCGCAACUCUGGGUCAUGCACUCGGCAAAGUGGAAGUACCAGCUCUGA